GUUAAGCUACUCCAGCCACAGUGACACAUUCGGCUUCACGUCCAUCAAGCGAGGCACUUAUAAAUUUGUUUCUGAAUUUUACGGUUUCGGUAAAGCAUUUUGAUAUAUUGGUUUGUUUUAAUCUUAAUCAAACAUUGUUGUUAAAUUGGUAAUGGAUUUGAAUUCAACAAAUCAAAUCCAAUACUUCGACUUUAUUGUUUUUGACGUCAGCACCCUGUAUCUAUUUUUGUGGACGGUAAUAUCGGUUAUAAUUAUAACUGGGAAUGCUCUGGUUGUAUUUGUUUCUAUUAAAAACAAUAUGCAUGAACAUAUGAACAGACGAAUACUUCUAAGCUUAAGCGUCGUUGAUUUUGCCACUGGUAUUUUUGGACUUAGUUGGAUCGUUAUAGAUAAAGCCCCAGAGACUGAAGCUACAACAAUUGCUACUUCAAUAAUUUAUCAAAGUAUGUGGUUAUGUAACAGUUUAUCUCAAUGGCAUAUUUUGCUUUUGGCUUGCGAGAGAUACAUAGCUAUUGUAUAUCCUCUCCGUUAUUUACAAUUGGCGUCUAACAAACGUGUUAACUUUGCCAUUAUUCUUGCCUGGAUAUGCGGUACAAUGAUUUGUUUAUGCGCAACCCCCCUUGCUUACUUUGUAAAUAAUAAGGCAUAUUUUUUCUCUACUGAUAUAAUUAUCCAAUUGUUGACUUUCAUCUGUUUGUCGUUUUCUCAUAUAAAAGUAUACAUCGAAGCAAAACGACAAGUUUCUAAAAUAUCUUCAAUUGAAAAUCAGCUUCGUCAUGAAAAAGUGAAGAAAAGAAAAAAAGAAUACCGUGCGACCAAGACAACAAUGGUAGUAUAUGGCGCCUACUUGGUUUGCUAUUGUCCGUAUAUUAUUUACAUUAUACCUAGUUGUAUACUUUUGUAUAUUAAUCACGGCACUGCAUUACUCAAUUCAACAUUGAUCCAUUAUCUUUUGAUGCUUCUCUAUGCUAACGCAGGGAUGAAUCCAGUCAUCUACUCCUAUCGAAACGGGAGUUUUAUGAGAAAUGUUAUCGAUUCACUCAUACACACACUAGGAAUAAGAACCACGGUGAAUACGUGAUGUACAUUGUUUUUCGUCCGUUUUUACUGAGGUCGACGGCUUUUGAAGAAGAUUGUAAAAACUUCGGUAAUUGGUGACUAAUUUGUAAAUAAUUGCCUCAUGAUUGGUUGAUAUUUUGACAUAUGAAUGAAAAAAUAUUAUGAUUAUUUACACAGAACAAUACUAUCCAUAAGCUUAAGAACAUGAGUUAAAAAGCCAGGUUCCGGAGGGCAAUUGAUAAGUUCUACAACUGCUUUUUUAAGGAUCAGGUUAUAAACUUAUUUUGGAUAUUAUAAUAUCGCCUUCUUUAAAAAAAAAAAAACCAAUCGAUUUUAUUCUUUAGUAGUAGGCUUACAAUUUGAAUGAAAGUCAUAUUCAUGAAUGAUUUUACCAAUGGCUGUUUUUCAGGAAUGAUUCCAUUUAAUUUGGACACAAUUUUACAUAUGGAAUAUGGAAUAGGCCUUUGUUAUACAGUAAUCAUUUUGGUUAUUAACAACUAGAUCAUGUUGUUUCCUAUAUUUUUAGAUCCUACCUUUUUCUGAUUGGUCAGAAUUUAUCUUUUGUUUUGAGUUCUGUUUUUUAAGUUUGUCACCACCUUGGACUUCAUUCAUUCUUGAAAAUGUUCUAAUAAAAAACGGAAACGUAGAAUCAAUUUUGGCCUCCCGUGUGUCAUUUUUCGGAGUCACCAUACUCAUAUUCUAUUUGCAAAUAAUCAGUGGCUCCUUUGGUUUUAUAUGGAAUGUGGUCUU
Molecule: messenger RNA, 1809 nt
Organism: Anneissia japonica
Lineage: Eukaryota; Metazoa; Echinodermata; Crinoidea; Comatulida; Comatulidae
Product: histamine H2 receptor-like
Exons: 1
Coding region: 152-1081 (309 amino acids)
Biological process (GO): G protein-coupled receptor signaling pathway
Cellular component (GO): membrane
Molecular function (GO): G protein-coupled receptor activity
Source: RefSeq, a predicted model, not a curated record